AUGGCUUCAAAAGGAGGCAAAGGCAAUUUGAAGCGUGACAGAGUAGGAACGAUUGAAGAGAGCGAAUCGUACAAGAAACCACGCCGAUCCGAGAGAUUGUCACAGCCAGGGCACACACCUAUCUCGAAUAAACAGCAUCUUCCUUCCCCAGUUACACAUCAAGAAUCUUCUUCCUCCAGUGAGCAUCUCAGAGAUGGCACUGCAACACCACCAGAGGGUCGACCGAGCCAAAUUCAGCAUCGAACUCCCGAGCCCACGGAACGUUUCUUGAAAGAGCCGCAAGCUCUAUCGUCUCCUCUCGUUGCCUACUCUCAAGCAAAAACUCAAGAAAUGAGUCAAUUGCCAGGAAACACAACUGCCUUUUCAAAUGAUGUCGAAGACGAAGAGGAGGAAGGUGUCUGGGGAUACUUGAUACCUCUUAAUCACAAAUAUGGGAAACGCCUUGUCUUAAAGAGAAGAGAUGCUUGUCCACUGCCAGAAAAGGAAAGCGAUCUUGGAAAUCCGAGGAAAGGCAAAGACUUGAAUAAGGAGGAAGUUGCUUAUGAGGCCACCAAAUUCAAGGGAAUUACUUCGGGGGGAUACUUGAUCGGACGACAUCCAGAGUGUGCUCUCCAAAUCGAUGAUAUCAAGGUCUCCAAUAGACACUGUCUCAUUUUUACCGAGAACCAAGCAGGUCUGAAUGUUGCUGUCAUUGAGGACUUAUCAAGUAAUGGCACUUUUAUUGAAGAGAGUAUCAUUGGACGAAACAAGCGUCGCCAACUCGAAGAUGGGGAUGAGAUACAAAUAUUGGAUGACGCCAGAUUUGUCUUUCGAUACCCAAAGCUGCGCGAGACCAGUAAAUUCUUGCAGAAUUACACAAUCCUAGACAAACUUGGAUCAGGUCACUAUGCAACGGUUUACUUAUGCAUCGAAAAGGCGACUGGUCACCGCUUCGCGGUCAAAAUCUUUACAACCAAGCCUGGCGUAGGGGAAAAACAGAAAAUCGAAGGUUUGCAGCAAGAAAUUGCAAUACUCAUGGGUGUUAGCCAUCCGAACAUGCUGUGCUUAAAGGACACCUUCGAUGAGCCCGAUGCGACGUACCUCGUUUUAGAGCUUGCAGCGGAAGGAGAAUUGUUCAACUGGAUUGUCAAGAAGGGCAAGCUUACAGAGCAAGAAACAAGAAAGAUUUUCCUUCAAUUGUUUGAAGGCUUAAAGUACCUGCAUGAGCGUGGUAUCGUACACCGAGACAUCAAGCCCGAGAAUAUCUUGAUGACUGAUGAAGAUUUGCAUGUAAAACUUGCAGAUUUUGGUCUAUCAAAGAUCAUUGGAGAGGCAUCUUUCACGACCUCGCUUUGUGGCACUCCCAGCUACGUGGCUCCGGAGAUCCUCCAAGACAAUAACCAUCGACGAUACACACGUGCAGUUGAUAUAUGGGCAUUAGGAGUUGUUCUAUACAUAUGUCUCUGUGGAUUCCCACCCUUCUCUGAUGAAUUAUAUUCUAGGGACAAUCCUUACGACCUCAAAGCUCAAAUCAGACUCGCUAGAUUCGACUAUCCUUCUCCGUAUUGGGACAAUAUCGGCGACCCAGCAUUGGAUCUCAUUGAUCACAUGUUAACAGUUGACCCAGAAAAGCGUUACACCGUUGAUGAGUGCUUGUCGCAUCCAUGGAUGACUCAGAAGACUAUUAACCUCCACGAUAGUACGGAUGGUCUCGUCGGCGGACUUGCAGGUCUCGACUUCAGUAAGCGCAAGAUCAUGAGAGAAAGAACACUGCUCAGCGCUAUCAAUGUGGUCAAGCUUUCUAAGGUUAUCACAAUCGAAUCUGGCAAAGAUCCUGUUAAGGUAUAUGUUAAGAACUCAGACGCCAAGUCGAAUUGUAUCAACCAUCCAGCAAGUCAGCAAGAGCCACAGCAAAACGGAGCCAAGAACGAAGAGGUUCCAUCAGCUCAACGAGAUCCAAAGGAGUUCAUUGAGAUGGGCGGUAAAGGUGAUCAAACUCUGUUUGAUUAUGAGGGGGAGAGCAUCUAUCCAGAGGAUGUGGAGGCAAUAGCCAAAUCCCCCGAGAUGAAGGCUCCAGAGUCAAAAACUCCAAAGUCUAAGACGACCAGGCCAAACACACCCAAGUCCAAGACGCCAAAGAAGAACGGUAAAUGA
Messenger RNA from Sclerotinia borealis F-4128, 2133 nucleotides. The record is from the annotation of a GenBank genome assembly. NCBI's taxonomy places the organism in Eukaryota, Fungi, Ascomycota, Leotiomycetes, Helotiales, Sclerotiniaceae.